GGCCCGAUAACAAAGACCUCUCCGCUUUGUCGAACCUCCCAACUCCAACUCCCCUCAUCGCCCCCAAUCUACGAUAUCUAGGUGGCAACAUGGCGAGCCGCACGUUGAUCCCAUUCCUGGUCACGAUGAUGCUCGUGACCGGGGUUUGCAACACCAUUUUAAACAAAUAUCAGGACAUGCAAUGUGUUCGAAAUUGUGAUUCUCCCGAUCCUAGUGAGCGAAAGAUGUUUGAGCAGCCAGUAAUUCAGACAGCACAAAUGUUUGUCGGUGAGAUGGGCUGCUGGCUAGUCCUCGGAUUAUCAAUUAUAUAUCAACGAUUCAUUGCUCCUCGUUUGUCCCGCGACCCCUCCCCUCUCUUGGCGGGUGGCUACCGUCCUAUCCGCGGCGAGGACGGCGGCUUAGAAGACGAUGAGCACACGAUCGAUGAGAAUGGUAACGAGCGCAGAAACUCGAUCAAAUCUUUCGUGGAUGAUGAAGGCCGUAUUCCGCUGCGUGGAUGGAAGAUCCUCCUCCUGGCUGCGCCGUCCUGCUGCGAUAUUGCAGGGACUACCCUUAUGAAUGUGGGCUUGCUCUUUGUCGCAGCGAGUGUCUACCAAAUGACUCGAGGAACCCUCGUACUUUUCGUCGGACUUUUCAGUGUUAUUUUCCUCCGACGAAAGCUGUACUUGUACCAGUGGAGUGCACUGUUUAUUGUCGUUCUUGGUGUCGCACUCGUCGGUCUUGCCGGUGCUCUUUUCAGUGGUGACUCGGGCCAUGAUCUCACGCAGGAUGACAGUGUUUCUUCAUCCGCAAUUGCAGGAACCCCAGAGGCGGUAAAGGCUGUCGUUGGAGUGCUAUUGAUUGCCGGAGGGCAAAUCUUUACUGCCUCGCAAUUUGUGCUGGAGGAGUGGAUCCUCGAGAACUACGCCAUGGAUCCGAUCGAGGUUGUCGGAUGGGAAGGAAUUUUCGGUUUCUCCGUGACCUUUAUCGGCAUGUGCAUUAUGUACUUGGCGGUUGGCCGCACCGAGGCAGGCCAGUACGGCUAUUUCGAUAUGAAGGAGGGUUGGCACCAGAUCAUAACUAAUCGUGCUGUGGCCAUGUCCAGUAUUGCGAUCAUGUUCAGUAUUGGUGGAUUCAACUUCUUCGGUCUCUCUGUUACGCGCACCGUCUCUGCAACAUCCCGCAGCACCAUCGACACGUGCCGUACUCUGUUCAUCUGGCUUGUCUCUUUGGGGCUGGGCUGGGAAUCUUUCAAAUGGCUUCAGGUUGUCGGUUUCGGAUGCCUCGUCUACGGUACAUUCCUGUUCAACGAUAUCAUCCGUCCUCCCCUCAAGGCCUGUCUCCCUGGUGGUGAGCCGAGAGAUCACGAGGAAUUACUUCCGGAGGAACCGAUCGAGCAUAUCUAGAUUAUCUACAUAUUCUCUUGGCUAGUUUGGACU
This is a messenger RNA of Penicillium pulvis, 1418 nucleotides long. RefSeq names its product putative nucleotide-sugar transporter. The record is from RefSeq and is a predicted model, not a curated record. NCBI's taxonomy places the organism in Eukaryota, Fungi, Ascomycota, Eurotiomycetes, Eurotiales, Aspergillaceae. Gene Ontology annotation, biological process: pyrimidine nucleotide-sugar transmembrane transport. Bases 90 to 1385 code for a protein of 431 amino acids. The transcript is spliced from 4 exons. Gene Ontology annotation, molecular function: pyrimidine nucleotide-sugar transmembrane transporter activity. Gene Ontology annotation, cellular component: Golgi membrane; intracellular membrane-bounded organelle.